UUAAGAUAUGCCAUGUUACGUUGUUUACGCAGUUAUCUUCAUAAUGGCGACCGUGCUGGAGAUGUGCUUAUGCUUAUGAAAAUGAAGCGAAGAAGAAGUUAUUUCUUAUAAGAAAACGCCGGGGUUCCUCAUAGGAGGACUUUGCGUCGAAGACAGCGUCUUUCCCAGUGUUUGAAUUACAUUUUUGGUCCCUUGGUACCCGAAAUGAUGAAGCUCAAGUCAAACCAAACCCGGACAUACGAUGGGGAUGGCUACAAGAAGCGGGCCGCCUGUCUGUGCUUCAGGAGUGAAAGUGAAGAGGAGGUGCUGUUGGUGAGUAGUAGUCGUCAUCCAGACAAGUGGAUUGUCCCUGGUGGGGGGAUGGAGCCAGAAGAGGAGCCCAAUGUAGCAGCAGCACGAGAAGUCUGUGAAGAGGCAGGUGUGAAGGGGACUUUAGGUCGCCUAGUUGGAAUAUUUGAGAACCGAGAGAGGAAACACAGAACCUACGUCUACAUUCUUAUCGUAACUGAGGUCCUGGAGGAUUGGGAGGACUCAGUGAACAUUGGGAGAAAAAGGGAUUGGUUUAAAAUAGACGAUGCAAUACAAGUGUUGCAGUGUCACAAGCCUGUGCAGGCCACAUACUUCGAGCCUCUCAAGGAUGGUUGCCUGACCAGCAACGGGACGCCCCUGGUGGCCACGAUAGGCGGAGACCUCUCCCCCACCUACAACAUCAGCCAGAGCUCCGUGUCGGGUAUCAGAUAACUAAAACACAACCCCAGGAGCUCUUGCCACCACUCUCCCUCUUACUUAUUUUUUGUUGUUGUCUCAAAAUAACAUGGUUUGCCUUGCCAACUCAUUUGUGCCAGAAUUGUGGUGCAGACUUGACAAGUGUUGAGUGAAGAUUCUGAAACAAUUUGGAAAUGUAAUUUUUGACCCCCUUGUUCGUUUCAUUUUAUUGAAACAUUUUAUGAAGCAUCCCUCACUCCCUCAUUCUCCUACCUUGAACACACCCUUAGUGUGGUGUUUACUGAAUGCAAGAACUACUUUUUACUGUUGUGAUGUAAAAGUGUAUACUUAGUGCUUAAGCGCAAUGCUGUCAGUGGUCUUUUUUAAUGUCUCCUCUUUUGGUUAUUGUCUGUGUAUGAUUGUGCCCAAGAGCGUGUUUUCCCUCUUUUAAGGAUAGGAAAUGUUCUGUGCAUCUGAAUAGACAGUUGUAGGAAGUGACUUGUUUUGCAUGAUCGCUGGCUAUGUUUUGCACAUUGGGGUCCCCUGAUACAGAUUGUGAGGCAGAUAGUCUUUGGUGGUAACUAAGUUCUUUGAAUUCUCAUUUAGCUCCGCAUUGUGGUUCUUGGUAUUAAUAUCUUGCAGGUUUCAUCAGAAAGACAAGGCCCUUUUCCCCAUUUGACCCGAUCGUCAAGUAGCCUAUACAUUUUCCCUUAGUCUGGAAGCUAGCUAGCCAUUUCAAUAUUGACUUUUAGGCAGAAAAAAAAAUAUAGAAAGAAUGUCUACUCAACUAAAUAUGUAGCACAGUCCCCAUUUUGCUGAGUUAGCAUUGAGAGUUUACCCUGGUGUUUUACCCAAUAGACUGAGACCCUUUUGUUCUCCAGUGUCUUUACCUACUUAACGGUCUAGUAGUCUGUUAGUAGUGGUUCACUACAGACACCGUAACAGUAAGCAGACCCCCCCACCCCCCCACCGACCAAAAUGUAUCAGUUUAUAAUUUAGAAUUCCAUGGUGUGAACAACUGCAGUCUUCCUCCAUUUAUUUUGUGCCAUCCAUGGACUGACAAUUGCCUUCACCCAGCACACACACCACCUUUUUAUCAAAUUUUCAGAUUCUCACCCCUUACUUUAACCUCUGUUUUAUAUCAGAUGUUUACAUUGCGUUCAUAACAUUUAUUUUUCACUUAAACAAGCACUACUAGACAUGUAUAUUUGAAUAAUGUAGAUUCUUUUGGGGGUUGGGCGGGGGGGGCUUUUCAGUAAAAAUGUUUUACCCUUUUUAGUAUUGAAUCUGCAUCUCCAAAACAAACACCUGCUUGAUAUUGAAAGUAAUUUAAUCUAAAAUGCUGUCUUUGCAGAACAAACAAACAAGCCUUGUACAGUUUGAGACCUUGUUUAACAUGUAAAAAUGCUUUGAAUACUAUUUUAUUUUCAUAAACGUCUGGCAAAUCUUUAGCCAACCUGCUAUACUUGCCUUAGAUGUGGCAUGGAGCAGCUGGCUCAAUACUGUGAAACUGGAGGCCCUGUAGAUAGCAUGUAAGACGUUUUAUUGUAAAUUGUUUAUUUCUGUAUAGAUCAAAGGUGAGUACAAAUGACAAAACAGUUCCUCUGAUGCAUUUGUGAGGGCUAUAUUUUGCUCAGCCAUGGCUGUAGGGUUGGCUUUGUAAGGUUUGUUGACGAGUUGCUUUGAUACACAGUAUAUGUUAAGGCUAAAUAACAAGUAAAUGUUGCUAGCUUUGUAUUGGGGGGGGUGAAGAGAAGACCCCAUUUAUCAUGGAUGAUAUAAGCAGCAGAGAUGCCUCAGAUGUUCUACAAAGACCUCUUGAGGCUGAGGUGUAAUAAAGUGAAGUCCAUAGUUGAAUUGUUAACAUACAAAAUUGAGGGUUUCCACUGGAUUGAAUGCUGUUUCCAGACCACUACCAUAAGCUUUUAUGUCAUUAUCCUAGUCUUCUGACAGAACCAACAUAUGUAACAUCUCCCUAUUAUCUCUUCUGCCCUGUCGUUGUUUCAGUAGCUCAUCAUUUGCCCUCCAAAAUGAGCAUUAUAUACUCAGUGGUCAGUUUAUUAGGUACACCACCCCAUUCCCGAAAAUAGUUCGCUCCUCCAGUGUGUCACGUGGCCGUGGCUUGCUAUAAAAAGGAGGCAUCCAGUUACCGGAUGGGCACGGAUGGGCUAAUGCAGCAGACGACCACACCGGGUUCCACUCAUAUCAGCUAAAAACAAGAAGCGUCUCCAGUGUGCACGCAAUCACCAACAUCACCUGGUCAAACAAAUCACGAUUCCUGUUGAGUCAUGCUGAUGGCAGUCAGGAUUUGACAUAAGCAGUAUGGGGCAAUGGUGUGGGGGAUGUUUUCCUUGCACACGUGAGGUCCCUUGAUACCAAUUGAGCAACGUUUCCAUGCACUGAAGAAUUCAGGUUGUUCUGGAGGCACCUAAUAACUGGCAACCGAGUGUAUGUUAUCCCCAAUCCCAGACUCAAGGUCUAUUCUAUAAUGUAAGGGUUGAACUAAAUUGGUGAGUGGAUUACUGAUAUCAAUAGAAAUUCUACUUUGAACCAUUUAUUGCUUUUUAUAAACUAGGUGGUUCAAGACCUGCAUGCGGAUUGGCUGACAGCUGUGUUAGACCAGAUUGUAUUCCACAGGUACAACAAAACAUUUAUUUUAACUGCUCUAAUUACAUUGGUAACCAGUUUAUAAAGCAAUAAGGUAAUUUGCGGUUUGUGAUAUAUGGCCAAUAUACUAUAGCUAAGGGCUGUGUCCAGUCACUCCACGUUGCGUCGUGCUUAAGAACAGCCCUUAGCCGUGGUAUAUUGGCCAUAUACCAUAUCCCUCUGGCCUUACUGCUUCAUUAAAUGAGCUGCAUCAAAAGGUGUGGGGGGCUAAGUCUUGGAACUGUCUAGUGGAAACCAAUUUUUCCCAAUACCACCUUAGCCCCACAGAGCAGAAUACAUUUAGGCCUAUUAUUGAAUUUUGUGGUCAGCCUCCCUUAAAGUCCACCAUUUUCUUUAUAUGAUAAUGAGCUAUCAAUCAAAUUAGAUGGAAUUGGAAAAUCUCUAAAGUGAAGGGGUUCUAUUCAAAAUGGGCCCAAGCAAGGGCAAUGAAUGUGGAUAUCCAUAUGUAACAGCCAAUGAAUGACCACUUGUUCUUUAACCCGUUUGUACUUUGUUGAUUUUUCUUGUACAUACUAGCUAAAGCAGCACUUAUAGCUAGAUAAACCUUAUGCUUUAGUCAGUAAGUAUUUUUCUCCUUUCCUUCCAUCUAAUACAUACAACUCCUUUUGUUAAUACAAUGAAAGUUGGAAGUGGAGGGGUUUAAGAAUUCAAUACUUCGUUAUUAAGGGAUAAGUACUGUAUAAAUAUACCCUGCUCGAGUCCUUUAGAAAUGCAUUUCUCUCUUCCUUAGGAUGAUUUCACACAGCACGCAGUGAAAGCCAGAGGAGUGGAUGUAGGCAUUUUAAAAGGCUCAAACGCAGCCUCUGCUCAGAUAGGCCUCCUUGGCCCUUCACCGGAGUGAUGUAAAACUUGCCUAUAUCACACCACCUAGUGGUCAGGCAGUAUUCUGCAACGCAUGUGAAACAGUUUUGCCUCAGUCAGUGAAUGUCUAGUUGAGGAUUCUUGCAUUCUCAGCAGUAUUUGUUUCAUGGCAUUGCAUUUGGAUAGUGACUACUCUGACAGCUUGAUUAUUUUUCUAUUGGAUCACCCUGUAGUAGGGGUGAUACUCCCUUGCUAUAUACAAAUUGAUAAGGCAAAAUCACAAUCAGAUGGGAUUCAGUGAAGAAAGCUAUUUGGGCUACCUAAAAUAUAAGUGUGCAUUUCCCUAAGCACAAGCCCUUGACCUUCCCUACAUAUUUGUAGUAAUUGUUUUCUCCAAGGUGUACGUCACUGGAAUAUUUACCAUUGUCAUUUGGGACUGUGAGAAGACUGAAGAUUGUAAUAUAAAUGUGCCAACAAAUAAACACCAGUAUUUCAGA
Molecule: messenger RNA, 4670 nt
Organism: Salmo salar (Atlantic salmon)
Lineage: Eukaryota; Metazoa; Chordata; Actinopteri; Salmoniformes; Salmonidae
Product: diphosphoinositol polyphosphate phosphohydrolase 1
Biological process (GO): diadenosine hexaphosphate catabolic process; diphosphoinositol polyphosphate metabolic process; diadenosine pentaphosphate catabolic process
Cellular component (GO): cytoplasm; nucleus
Molecular function (GO): bis(5'-adenosyl)-pentaphosphatase activity; endopolyphosphatase activity; diphosphoinositol-polyphosphate diphosphatase activity
Source: RefSeq, a predicted model, not a curated record